AUGGCAGUCACCAUCGACAGUCAACAGUCAAAUCCGGAAGUCUACCUCUACGGUCAGUUCUGGAUGACGGUCAACAGUCUUGCAAUUAUUGGUCUUGAAGGUGAUUUUCUACGGCGUGUCGGCCUUGGCUACUUUGCGUUUGGUGUUUGCAUCAAUAUAGGUGUUGGUUCUUUGCAUACAAGAGUUGCAGCUACGUGCAAGCCAAAUCUCAGUUAUUCCAAAACCAUGGAUCUGUCCUCCCUCUCAAUCUUAUCACCGAUUCUAUUACUCUUACCUCUGUUUAAUCACAUAUCCUAUUGCCAACAGCCAUAUAUUGACAACAAGCUGCUCGACUGCACAUACACGGAAUCUAAUGCGAAAGGUUACCUCUGCAAUGGCCCUCAAACUCAAUGCCAGUCCUUCAUGACCUUCCGAUCUACCUCCCUAUACAACUCACCGCUCGCCAUCACUUUGCUGCUCAGCUCUGAUGCAUUGGACAUAGCCACCAUCAACAAUAUCAAAUCCAUUGCCGAAGAGAUACCUUAUGGUAACUUGGUCAUAGUUCCAAUUCCUUGCUAUUGCAGUGGAAGCAUGUACUGGCACCAGGCCACCUACACUCUGGCCGAGGGAGAAACCUAUUUCUCCGUAGCCAAUGAUACAUUCCAGGGCCUGACCUCUUGCCAGGCUCUAUCUGGUCAGAACUACAGUGAAGGUGUGAAUCUUGUUGGAGGUGUACGGCUGCUGGUUCCACUAAGAUGCGCAUGCCCAAGUACCAGUGAGACAGCUAAUGGGGUUAAAUCCAUGCUUACACAUGCGGUGACAUGGGGCGAUGCUUUGUCAUCAAUUGCGGAAAGCUUUGAUGUCACUGUGCGAAGCGUUGUGGAGGCAAAUAUGAUGAUGAAUACCUCUAUACUAUACCCAUUUACUCCCAUCCUCGUUCCCCUUUGUGCAAAAAGUUCCAAGAGUUCCUUCUGCUAUUGUCCCGAUGGAUAUGCCGAAAGUGUGCUACGAGAUGGCCUCAAUUGCAUGCCUGACCGGAAGAAGUUUCCUUUCAAGCUGGUUCUCGUGAUAGGUAGCCAUCAAUCUCUCUGCUAA
Eucalyptus grandis is the source of this 1074-nucleotide messenger RNA. Its product is annotated as protein LYK5-like. The transcript has a single exon. NCBI's taxonomy places the organism in Eukaryota, Viridiplantae, Streptophyta, Magnoliopsida, Myrtales, Myrtaceae. Bases 1 to 1074 code for a protein of 357 amino acids. The record is from RefSeq and is a predicted model, not a curated record.